Messenger RNA from Ficedula albicollis (Collared flycatcher), 471 nucleotides. RefSeq names its product TP53-regulated inhibitor of apoptosis 1. The record is from RefSeq and is a predicted model, not a curated record. The coding region runs from base 60 to 290 and encodes 76 amino acids. NCBI's taxonomy places the organism in Eukaryota, Metazoa, Chordata, Aves, Passeriformes, Muscicapidae. The transcript is spliced from 2 exons.
UGUGCGUCACUGGGCGGUGCGCCCGGCCCGGCCCGUCCUGAACCGGCGCGGCCGCCGCGAUGAACAGCGUGGGCGAGGCGUGCACCGAGCUGAAGCGCGAGUACGACCAGUGCUUCAACCGCUGGUUCGCCGAGAAGUUCCUCAAGGGCGACAGCGCCGGCGACCCCUGCGGGCAGCUCUUCAAGCGCUACCAGCUCUGCGUGCAGAAAGCAAUCAAGGAAAAGGACAUACCCAUUGAGGGCCUGGAGUUCAUGGGCCCAAGUAAAGGAAAAAGUGAAAACUCCUCUUGAUGUUGGCUGUAUGGGUGGAGUCAUUAAUAGGAGCCUUUGGACUAAGCACCAUCACCAGGUGGACCAUAGCUGCCACCUGGAUAAGACCUUUGUUAACUUCUUUCUAGGAAGUGACAAACGUUCUCUGCUUUUGAAAACAGCUAAAAGAAAAAAAACGACUGGAUCACGUGGUAACUGCUGC